Messenger RNA from Myripristis murdjan (pinecone soldierfish), 2250 nucleotides. RefSeq names its product EF-hand domain family, member D1 (gene efhd1). The record is from RefSeq and is a predicted model, not a curated record. Gene Ontology annotation, molecular function: calcium ion binding. The transcript has 2 exons. Lineage: Eukaryota; Metazoa; Chordata; Actinopteri; Holocentriformes; Holocentridae. Bases 160 to 879 code for a protein of 239 amino acids.
AGAUAUUAUUACCUCCGUCACAUUCCACUGGCUCCGUAUUUUUUUCUUCCUACAGUCACUGAUAUGCCGCCAUACUUAAGUUUGCCUUUGAAGAAACUGGGGGGAAAAACUUAGGAAAACUGGUUUUGUGUGGCUUUUUAUUUUGAAGGCCGUGACCGGAUGUUCGGUGUCAUUCCAUGGAGCUUGACUUCAGCUGUUAAAGGCACUCGGAGGCUGCGCUCCUCCAGUGUGACGGCUGUCCUCCUCGGCAUGGCAUCGGACGAGCUGGCCAGGAAGCUGCAGCGGCGCUUGGCCGCAGUGGAGGCGGCUGACCCGGAGCAGGCGGCCGCCCCGGAGCCGGCGGCCGGGCAGGAGCCGGUGGCCGCCCCGGAGCCGGUGGCCGCGCCGGGAACGGUGGCGGCGCCGCGGCCGGUCACUCCCCAGGAGCCGGAGCCGCCCGGCAGCCUCGACCCGGCCGCUUCCGAGCUGAGCGCCAAACUGAGCCGCAGGCUGGACAUCAACGAGGGCAGCGCCGCCCCCAGACCAGGCCGGGUGUUCAACCCCUACACCGAGUUUAAAGAGUUCUCCCGCAAACAGAUAAAGGACAUGGAGAAAAUGUUCAAGCGCACACUGAAGCCUCUGCUGAUGCAUGGGACCACGGCGCUGCAUCUGGUCUUCAACGAGCCCAAAACAGCACACAUCACCCCGCUGUUGGUAUCCCUCCACCGGCUUCCGGCUGCUGCUCGCAUCAAAUUCAAGUCCUUGACUCUUACCUGCAGAGCAGUGACCAGACCUGCUCCUGCUGACCUGGACUCCCUGUUUUCAGGUUUACACUCCCUCCCGUCCUCUUGGCUCCUCCAUGCAGCAACGCCUGGAGCCUCCAGCACAACAAGGCCCUGAAUCAGCAGCUGGACUCUGCUCCUCUGCGGCUCCUCGUUGGUGCAACGAGCUGGCAAACUCCAUUUGAGCUGCAGAGGCCCUCUCAGGCUUUAAGAGGAGGCUAAAAACCAGCUCUUCAGGGAACACCUGCUCACCUAAUGGACUGGAUAAUCCAAAAAAAAAAAAAAAAAAAAAUCUUCCUCUAUGCUUUCCUCCUUCCUCUGUGCACUUUAUGCCCUCUAUCCAUCCCCUCUGUGCUCUGUCCUCUGGACCAGAACCAGAGCUUUAAGGCUCUUGAUGUUGUUGUUUUCUCCUGAAUAGAUCUUUUUUGGUGUAUAAAAAUCUCCUAUGAACAUUGCUUUGGAUAAACGUGUCGAUCAAAUAUGAAUUGUAAAUGUAACUGUAGCCAGUAAAAACAUCUUUUUUUUUUUUUUUUUCAAAAUGGGUAAAUAAUAUUCAUAUUUCUUGCUAUACUGAGUGCAGGUUUUGUUAUUUUAACUGUUUCUUGCUAUGUGAAUUAAACAGAUUUUCAAAUACAUCUUUUUCCACAUGUUGUCAAUGUGCUUUCGCAAAGAUAGUAGUGAUCUAAAGUUUUCCUUUUCGUUCAUUUAUGCUGUCAUAUAAAAACGGAUUAAUUUGAGAUGGUGUUUUUGUUUGUUUAGUUUGAGUUUUACUGUUCAGUCUUUGACAUGGUGCUCACAGCUGGUCUGUAGCCCUGUCCUGUAAGUGGCUGCACUGUAUUAGACAGAGACGGUCAGGUGUCAUGGGAACAGGCUGCUUGCACAACCAGCAGGUAUUAAAUGCAUCAGAGAGCUACAUGGCUUCUUGUUUGUGUGUUUACGUGACAGGGUGUGAAAGUAAUUGACUGAAAAGCUGAAUCGUGUGUUUGUGUGAGCGCUGUGGCUGCAUGCAUCUCUCGUCACUGUAAUGACGACGAGCUGCACCUGAGCUUCACUUUCCCUCUCCGCUGCAGAGUCAGGGCCACACAACCUGAAUGGAAUAGACCGGGCUGUCCCAUUCAAAGAAACAUAACCAGGGUGGCCUUUUUAAUGCGUAGUGUUGCCGUGAUGAACAACAUUUAACAAACUGACAUUGAGCUAAACUGUCAGUUCCUAGCAAGACUUGAUGUUUUUGAAAUUGCUUUUUCAUUGGAGAAAUUUCAACUACAAGCUGAAUUGCUGUGCCUGUACAUUGUGACCUGAUCUCCUAAUUGCACCACCUGAUGCUGAUGGAAGUGGGCAUACAUUUACAUUAGGUCUAGUUUACAUGGACUGCAUGUAAUUAAUUAAAAACAAACAUUUUAAUUUAGUGUUUCUCAAACUUUGGUACAGAUACCAGUAGUGGCAUGUGGAGUGCUCACUGGUGGUGUACCAGGUGACUCUGAAAAUGUAU